AUGAAGUCAGCUGAUAAAAGGCGUUUCAAGCAAGCGAUGGCAAGUGGUCACUCUAGAGAGAAGGCUCUGGAAAUAGCAAGAAAUGCCUCCACGGCGAAAAGAGUGCGCUCGGAAGAGUCAGCCAAAGAAACGCCAGGUGGCAAAAAACCCAAAACGUCUUCGCACGUGGGAAGGCCAACUUUUAGCCAAGUGGCUAGCAUUGUUCGGCUGGGUAUUGUCCCUUCUGAUCUAGCUAAGUCACCUUUUAACAAAGAACAAUUGGUUCUUAUUCAAGAAACGGUUAUUGACGUAAUGAUCGAGGUCGACGACAAUAACAAGCCAGUAUUUGAGGGUGCAAUACACAGGAACGGUUGGUUGCUGUUUCUUUGCUCCAAUAAUGACACGGCCAAAUGGAUGCGAAGCAAUUUCGAUCUUAUUAAGAAGAAAUGUAGGUUAGAAAUGAUGCUCGUGGAGGAAAAUGAUUUUCCUAAAACGUUCAUCGUGAGGGGUUUCUUCCCACAGAGUAUUGAACUCUCUAACGAGAAAAUUCUUGCGACCAUUGGGGUCCAGAACAAUCUAGCAGCCAAACACUGGAAAGUGAUUCAAAGGUCGACCGAAGGUGCCUUACUUCACCUUGUCAUGGCGGUUGACGACGAAUCGCUGAGUAGGCUAACAGAGCUGAAAGGCAAAAUAGCAUAUCGCUUCGGCCAUGUGCGCCUUAUCCUCAAAAACAACAAAGCGGGGGAAAAGGCAGAGGAAAGCGUUGGUACAGCAGAGCCACUGGGCGCGCAAGAAGUACCUGCCGCAACAUCCAAAAGUAGUGCUGUUGGGCAUACUGAUGAAACGGCACCCAAAGAGGUGGAGAAACCCUCAACAAGCAAAGCGGCGUUAGAGCGACAAAACGCGAUAAAGGUCGUGUAA
Messenger RNA from Anastrepha obliqua, 900 nucleotides. RefSeq lists its product as uncharacterized. Bases 1 to 900 code for a protein of 299 amino acids. The record is from RefSeq and is a predicted model, not a curated record. The transcript has a single exon. Lineage: Eukaryota; Metazoa; Arthropoda; Insecta; Diptera; Tephritidae.